This is a messenger RNA of Ogataea haglerorum, 1845 nucleotides long. RefSeq lists its product as uncharacterized. Lineage: Eukaryota; Fungi; Ascomycota; Pichiomycetes; Pichiales; Pichiaceae. The transcript has a single exon. Bases 1 to 1845 code for a protein of 614 amino acids. The record is from RefSeq and is a predicted model, not a curated record.
AUGCCUAUUUACAGCCAAACGGAAGACGGCGCUUUACAAAAGAAUAAAUCAUCGCUAAACGAUAUCGGAAAUAUACUUGACAAUUCUCAUGCUCGAGUUUGGAAGCCUGAGAUUGCGAUGAGUGGAAAUGAUUACAAAAGACUGGAACGUUUAUACGGGGACUCCGUCAUCCGCAUUAACGACCUCAUUCGUCAUCUGGAACGAGCGGAAAGCGAAUUAAUGGACAAGGAGAAGCAACUAGAUCUGCACUUGCGCCAAAUCCAUGCGCUUUCCAUGGAUAACAAAAGGAUUACCAACGAACUGAAACAGGAGAGGGAAACACACGAUAAAGAAUACUUAAAUUGGACGGAAACGAGAGAAAAGUUGGAGAAAAAAAUCGACCAUCUGAAUCAAACACUGCAUAACCUUCUACAGAACAACAAGUCACUUGAGCAGAUACAGACAGAUAACAUAUCGCUCCAUGUCGAUGAUCUCUCACGCUGUAAAUUAGAAGUGGAUAGGCUGACCAACAAAAUCACAAUCCUGGAAAAAGAAAACCAAUUAGAAGCGCAUUCAAAGGUUCUGAUUAUCGAGGAGCUUGAAAUGUGCAAGCUGAGAUUUAGUGAGCUCGAAGAAAGAUACGAAAAGCUCAAGGAUGAAUACGCUGAACUACUGGCUGAAUUGAGCAUGGAUUCCACAUCCGAGAUUCGACUGAACGAGGCUUCAGAUUUAGUGACGGACGAUCUUAAAGCAACAUUAGCUGACGAACUUCAGGAAUUAGGCAUGCAUCCAGUCGUUGGCUCAAGAAAGAGUAGCCAACGACAAACAAGCUUCAAUUUCGUUCUUAAUAAUAUCGAACGAGACAGCAUAGAGAGGAAGCAUUCACAAGAGCUUACAAGAAUGAGUUUCCAGAUAAAAUCUCUGGAACUGCAGAAUGAAAAACUUCACUCGUACAUCGGUUUCUUGCUUCAGCACAUACCUCGCGAAGAAGCUGAUGGCGUUGCGAUCUACAAAGAUCAGCUGGAUUAUGAAUACUCGGAUGAGAUCAAUAUUUUGAACGCAAAAAAGACCUUGAAGAAAGUGAUCAGAAGCGCUUCUGCUUUACCUAUCAGGCCGCAAACAUAUAAUACGACCCACCCUAAUUUUGACGAUUUGGAAGGGCCCUUUGGACGCCGAAGUUCGUUCUCUGAAAUGCUCGAACGCAAAAAUAGGCUAUCGUACAACACAAACACGUCGCUGAGCGAUCAAGACAACAUUUUUGAUUCAUCACAUCAGGUCGAAGAUGUCGAAUACGUGGAACUUGGAGAUUCAGAUUUUACAAUCUCUGAGGCAGAUUUUGAAGAAGAGGGUUUGAGCAACAACGAAUCAUUGAAUGUGUCUUUCACGGUGGAUCUUACACCAUCGUUGAAUAUCAAAAAACGAAAAAAGUCUAAGCUUUUCAAACGGACUCCUAAGAAGCAAAUAGAGAAACUGACCAUGUUUGGAUCUCCAUCGUCAGGCGAUCCUUCUUCGACUCUCGUUGGGCGCCCAUCAAUAAAAGGUUUGCGCAAGUAUGCAUCCGGCCUAGAGCUGAUUGGUGAGGACGAGAAGGAGGAUGAACAUAAAAAAGACUAUGAUAAUAUCCUGUAUGAUUAUGCGAGGUGCGAGGAUGACGAUUUUGUCAGAAUUGAGGUGACCGCGGAGGAGCUGAACAUGUUUCGUAUUCAAUUCAGAAAACUAUUGUGCCCAAAACACUUCAUAAUUCAAUGCUGUUGUGAGGAAAAUAGCCUAUCUAGGCAGGAAUUCAUCCGCAGAUUGUUCUGCUCGCUUGGUUGGCCGACUACAAAACAGAAAGUACCUGAAGCCGAGGUAUUUGUGAUCGAUUAA